Adineta steineri is the source of this 1935-nucleotide messenger RNA. The record is from the annotation of a GenBank genome assembly. Lineage: Eukaryota; Metazoa; Rotifera; Eurotatoria; Adinetida; Adinetidae.
AUGCUCCAUCGUUAUUAUUCAUUAUUUGAUGAUUCAUGUUUACAAGGUAUUACCUGUAAACCACAGAGUGCUAAUAACACGGGUUCUCAUUCUUCUGUUGCUGAGCAUCCACGUCGCGUUUCUCAUCCUAAUCGGCACGUUAUUAAUACGGAAGUUCAAAAAAUGUUGAAUAAUAGAAUUAUUGAACCUUCAAAUUCACCUUGGGCUGCUCCAGUUGGGGUUCCACUUAUAUGGACAGAAGCUGAACAAUUAUCAUUUGAUCAAUUAAAAUAUGCUCUUACAUCUCCGAUGGUCCUUAUUUUACCUGAUCCUUCUCGUCAAUAUGUUAUUCGUACAGAUACAUCAUGUGUUGGUGUCGGUACUGCACUAUUACAAAAUUUAAAAAAGGCCGAAAAGAAUUAUUCUGCAAUUGAACUUGAAGCAUUAGCUAAUUGGUGGCGCGUCACUCAAAAGUUUCGAUCAUAUAUUGAACGUCAACAAUUUCUUCUGGAAACUGAUCAUAAACCGUUACUAUCCUUAAUGAAAAAACCUUAUCAUAAUGCUCGUAUUGAACGACAACACUACUGCUAUGCACUCUCUCGUUAUCCAGUAGAUCAUCCUAAUCUGAUUGAUGAUGAUACAGCUCUUCUUCACAUUUCUUCAACUCAAACUGACGAUCUUUUUAUUAGUAUGGUUACUACUCGUUCAAUGACACGACAACAUCCACCUUUAGUUCCUUCAGCAACAAUUUCAUCAUCGUCUACACCACCUCGAACACCAAUAUCAUCUUCUACAUCUCCAACUAAUUCACCUACUAUAUCUUCAUCUUUAUCACUUAAUGAUAUUAAGUUUUUAUUUGAUCAUGAUAUUUUACAUCAACAUCAACAUCAACAUCAAGAUCCUGUUAUUCAAAACAUAAAAAAUAUUUCUCCAUUAAAUUCUAAAUAUAAACUUGAUGACCAUGAUAUCCUUUAUAAAAUUGUCACUCGACCAACUGGUCAUGUUCUUGAAAUACCUUAUGUUCCUGCUUCAUUAAUUUCUCAAGUGUUAUUAACAUAUCAUAACUCAACAUUCAAUGGUGGUCACUUUGGUAUAAAACGUACUUUUUAUAAAAUACGUGAUCGUUUUUUCUGGCCGAACAUGUACAAGGGUAUAGUACGACAUAUCUCAUCAUGUAUCAAUUGUCGAAAGAAUAAACCUUCUCGUCGAAAACUGGAUGGUCAUUUACAUGCAAUUGAACCACCUCGUGGCAUUUGGGAACGUCUGGCAAUGGAUUAUGUUGGUCCGGUACCUCAAUCAAAAUCUGGUAAUAAAUAUUUUCUUGUACUAACUGAUCUCUUUUCGAAGUUUGUCAUCACCAAAGCAGUUGGUGAUAAUACUACCACAACAGCAGCUAAAUUUUUAUUAUAUGAUGUAUUUAUGAUCUAUGGUGUUCCAUUGGAAAUUAUUACUAACAAUGGUCAACAUUUCUGUUCUUCUUUAUAUGAAUCACUACUCAAAUUAACUCAAUGUUGUCAUGUUAAAACCACACCUUACAAUCCCCAAGCUAAUGGUCAAUGUGAACGACAUAAUGCAACUCUUGUACCGAAUUUAGUUGCACUUUCUAAUCAAUCGCGAUCUAAUUGGGAUGAUAAAUUACUAGCUACAACUUUUAAUUAUAAUGCUACUCGACAUGAUUCUACCGGUUAUACUCCUUUUGAAUUAAUGUUUACUCGUCCACCUCGUUUCAUAGCUGAUUUAUCCUCAUCAACUUCAUUUAGUUCUCAUAAUGUUUCUAAUUUCCAUGAUACUAUGCAACAAUUUAUUGAACAUGCAAAAAUUGCUGCUCGACAAAAUAAUCUCCGUCAUCAACUAUCUUCUAAAACACGAUCUGAUCGAAACCGCUUGAAUCCUCAAUAUUCUAUUGCUCAACAUAUAGUACAAGUACCUGUACAUGGUAUACGAUCCGUCACUUAA